CAGAGGAAGAAACUGAUGAGAUUCUUUGUGUUUAGCUUUAAAACUGAUCCAUAGAAAACACAGUUUAAUGCGCCUUUUUUUGUGCCAAAAAAGCGACUUAUUUCAUCAUGUCUGAUGGGAACACAUCGGGGAUUGAGAGGGGGCUGAAGGUGUUAGCAGAUCGGGUCUCUCAGCCAACAGAGGGGAGCUCUUCCUCUUCCUCCAGGUUCCUGCAGGCUGAGCUGGAGUUAAACGCCCACCUCCGGGGGAUCACCUUCGGAGAGCCCGUCCGCUUUGUUUACAACCCGCUAGAAUACGCUUGGGACACCCACCGCUGCUACGUGGAGAAGUACUGUCUGCCCGGACAGAAGGUCCUGUUCCUGGGGAUGAAUCCUGGACCUUUCGGCAUGGCGCAGACCGGGGUCCCGUUUGGUGAGGUGAAGUCGGUCGUUGAUUGGCUAAAGAUCACAGGGGAGGUUGGUCACCCCGCUGAGGAGCAUCCAAAGAGACGGGUCCUGGGCCUAAGCUGCACUCAAAGUGAAGUGAGCGGCGCUCGGUUUUGGGGUUUCUUCAGAAAACUGUGCGUCGAGCCCGAGCGGUUUUUCCGCCACUGUUUUGUUCACAAUCUGUGCCCACUGAUCUUCAUGAGCGCUAGCGGGAAGAACUUGACGCCCCCCGAGCUUCCUGCAGACAAACGAGAAGCCCUGCUCUCUCUGUGUGAUGCAGCUCUCUGCAAAGUGGUGCAGGCGCUGAACGUUUCCAUGGUGAUCGGUGUGGGGAAGGUUGCAGAGCAACGGGCCCGCCGGGCGCUGUCGGCUGAAGGGAUCGAUGUGCGAGUCGAGGGCAUCAUGCACCCGUCGCCCAGGAACCCUCUGGCCAAUAAGGGCUGGGAGGCGGUGGCUAAAGCCAAGCUGGAAGAACUGGGUGUCCUCUCUCUGCUGAGUAGCAGCUAAUAAGCCUCAGCAGCUGUACGCUCACCCUGAUGGUUAAUCAGGAGACUAGAAGCAGGUGAAAAAUGCUGGCAUAUAUAUCUUCCACCCGUAUCCAGGCUGUUAUCACAAACACUAUCUUAUCUGACCUCAUGUUUUCCCUGAAUGUUUGUGUUUAUUAAUGUUUCCAGGUUUCAAGUGGAGGAAAUAACUGUUGCUCUCCCAUAAAGGCAUGAGCAGUCUCUAUUUUUAUGGUGGGGUUAUUCCACUCAGAGUUAAAAAUAUCAAUGAACGACUCAGAAGAAAGAUAGUAAACAGAUUUAGGGUGGCAUGGUGGACAUGAACGGUUUGAUCAUCAAACAAAACUUGACUUUUAACUUGGUGUAGAAGCUGCUGGUUCCCACAGCUGUUUUAUUAUUAGCAGGGUGCCCAAAUCUGUUUGGUCAGUUUCAUGCAGGCCUUCAUGCAGUCUGGGGAGUUUGGCCUUUUAUCUGUAUUUUCUGGGUUUGGAUAGGUAUGAAGAUGAAAAAUUAGUGUAUAAAAACGAUCUGUAUAUGUUGCAGCCUAUCCUUCUUGUGUUCUAUCUUUUCUUUUAGUUCUUUUGCACCCCUGUGCCUUCUUGAGUCAUUUCUUUCUUCCUUAUGUUAUUGCAUCCUUGUUCUCUGUCUUAAUUCCUUCCAGUUCUUUCAGUCUUUCUCUCCUGUCUUUUCUUUCAUCCUUUCCAUCAUUCAUUUCUUUGUUCCUCACCUUUGCAUCCUUCUCUCAAAUCUUCUUUCCUUCCUGUGACGGUCAUCAUUAUAAUCUUUCUUCGUUUUUCCCUUCCCUAACUUUGUCCUUGCCUCCUUGUUUCUUUCAGUCCUCCCUUGUCUUCUUACCUUUUUCUUUCCUUUUUUUCUUUUCAUUCUUUCCUUUUCUUUCAAUCUGUUUUUUUCCCUUUUUAUUUUAUGAAUCCUUCCGUGUACCUUUACUCAUUCUCCUCCUUGUUUCUCUUGUAUUUCUUUCUCGUUGCACAUUUUUUCUUGUCUUUAUUCAUUUCUUCUUUUCCUUUCCUUCUUUUUUCUCUCCCUUUAUUUUAGAGUUUUUCUUUUUGCUUCUUAUUUGUUAACAAAAACGAUAAAAUACAUUUAUAUCUGUAUUAAUUUGAUACAUUUUUCAAUAAUGUUUAUAUCUAGGUUAAAGCCUUCCCUCACAUGGUUCAUUCAUUUAAUAGCUGAUAUCGGCUGAUUGGCUCAGGCCAGGUAUCGGUAUCAGAUUGGAUCAGAACAAUGGGAUCGGUGCAUCUCUACUUUAUUUACCCUUGCAUCCUUUCUUCCUUAACAACCUUGCUGUACUUUGUCUACUAUAUAUGUAUAGUAAACUUGUUUUUCUGAAUAUCAGAAAUGAGGAAGUCUAUGACUUUGAUCCUGGAAAGUUUUGGGAGUUUUAACUAAAACUAAUUAAUGGGGAAAAAAAACUUUUCAUCUGAAGUUUUGCUAAUGAUUAUCUAAAUGAUAUAGUUUGGUAAAAUGUGCUGCAGUUAGAUGAAGCAAAAUCCAGCUAUUUGACAUCAACUUGAUUUGAUAUUUUAUAAGAACUUGAUAGAUUAAUAGGCAUUUAGCCUGCUGUCUAUCACAGAGGUGGAUAAUUUGUUUUUGACUUUAAAAGACCAAAAGAAAAGGUAAAGUACAACCAGAUCCUGGAGGAGGAUUUCUAACCCCGGCCAGCUGCCUGAACAUCAUUUGUGGAGAAGUGUGCCAUGUUCACAGACUUAAUGCAAGGGCAACAACUCAGCCAGGGAUCAAAUAUUUAUUUCUUCCUUAUAUCUCAGGUUAAGAGGAGAUUUGUUGUUCCCUCUAACUAAUAUGGUGCUUAAACUUAGCCGUAGCUUCAUCUCUACCAAUGUCUGCCAGGGAAGCUGUUUAUCUUUUAGCCUUUUCAGAAGAAGCUAUUUUGUUUGUUUUUUUUAGUUGUUUUUUUUUUUUAUAUAUGUUUUGUUUUAAAAAUGUUUUGCUGUACAUUUUCUCACUACUGUUAUCUUGUUGGGCUUCACGUCUGUUUUUUGUUU
Messenger RNA from Cyprinodon variegatus (sheepshead minnow), 2952 nucleotides. It is a transcript of the gene smug1, whose product is annotated as single-strand-selective monofunctional uracil-DNA glycosylase 1. Gene Ontology annotation, biological process: base-excision repair. Gene Ontology annotation, molecular function: single-strand selective uracil DNA N-glycosylase activity; oxidized pyrimidine nucleobase lesion DNA N-glycosylase activity. The record is from RefSeq and is a predicted model, not a curated record. NCBI's taxonomy places the organism in Eukaryota, Metazoa, Chordata, Actinopteri, Cyprinodontiformes, Cyprinodontidae. The transcript is spliced from 2 exons. The coding region runs from base 108 to 932 and encodes 274 amino acids.